Messenger RNA from Eurytemora carolleeae, 2765 nucleotides. RefSeq lists its product as uncharacterized. The transcript has 23 exons. Gene Ontology annotation, molecular function: metal ion binding. The record is from RefSeq and is a predicted model, not a curated record. The coding region runs from base 1 to 2019 and encodes 672 amino acids. Lineage: Eukaryota; Metazoa; Arthropoda; Copepoda; Calanoida; Temoridae.
AUGCUUCAUGAAAAAAUAGGAAUUCCCGAUUUACUGCGAAAACCCGAAGAUAUAUUUGACAAACUGAACUGCAGCCCCGACAAGACCAGUUAUGUGAAUCAGUGGUUGCAGAAGUUGGAGAUCAAAGAUGUGGAAAAUGUUACAGAUGAUAUUGAGCGUGUGUUAAACAAGAAUUCUAAUGCACAUACGAGCCCAAGCUAUUCAGCUCCUGCCUCCAGGAACACUAAGAACAUUCACAACUUCAGUAGUAGCAGUCGCAGUAAGAUUGAUGUAAAGGAAAUCACCAACAACAUCAACAGCAAUAGCAUCAUGAAGAACUCUAACAACAACGAUAAUGUCAACAUCAACAUCAACAUCAACAUCAGCAACGACAUGAAGAUGAACGAAGACAUGAAACCCCUUGAUAGCAAUAAUUUUGAUAGCGGGAAUAUCUGGAUCAGCACUAUAAGUAGCUACUCCAGCAGUACAACCAACAGCAUGAAUAUGGGCGUCAGCACGUGUAAACCAAUUCAGCCAAUUGAGAAACGCGAACCAAUAUUUCUAGAGUCAGCUAUCUUUCAGUUGCGCCGUAAUCCUAUUUACUUGAGAGUGAAUCUGUUUGAGGACACUGGUAGUUUCUGCAGCAUUGAUGUCACCAGGAGUCAUGAAGCGCAAAUUAUAGAGAAGGAGCUAAGGUUGGCAGAGCUUGAGAUGGAACCUGGAGUAGAUCCACAAUAUCUAGUGGUGGGAUCCUCUUGGGCUUGGAGAGGGCAAUCAACUUUGAGUAGUUGGGUUCGGGUUGAACUAUUGGAGCUUGCUUCGGAAGAGGCUUUGGUGAAACUCAUAGAUUCAGGAAACUUUUCUUAUGUCAAGUUGGAUGAGUUGAGAUGGUUACCAGCUGGAUUAGCCUCCCAGCUACCUGGACUUGGGUUCUCAUGUCACCUUGCUCAAGUUCUAUGUGUUCCUGCCUCUCAUCAACAUCUUCAGGAUAUAGGGGAUAUAUGCCAGGGAGUACUUCAAGGAUACAUAGUUGAUUUUGAUGUUGAAAAGGAUUCUAUUGGGCUUAAUUUGUUCUCUGAAAAUAUAGAGAUUAAUAGACUUAUUUGUGAUCUAAAUCUCGCAAUGAAAAACCAAACAUUAGUUAAUAUCGAAGAUAUUGAGGAACUUGGUGAUAUUGAAGAUACCAAGGUGGAUGAGGAUCCCAAUAGCACCAUGAAUCUAACUAAUUGGAAGGCUAUGGAGGAAGAUUUUGAUUCUCCAAUGAACAACUACACGACCCCAGAUGAUGAUGUUGCUGUUUCCAUUGAUAGAUUCAAGGUUAAGCGGGAGCCUUGUUCAAAAUUUCUUCUUUAUGGUAAAUGCUCCCUGGACGAAUUCUGUGCACACUCCCAUACUGAUCCAACUAUUGUCCCAAGACAAGUUGAGAUGGUUAGCCAAACUAAUUGGGAAAUCAAGGAAAUCAGUUCUAGUAGUCUUAUCCGGAUUAAGAUAUUGAAAGUAAUCUCUUUUGAAACUCUGUUCGUUGCCUGUGAAUCCGCUGAAGACGAAUUCAUUGGGGAAUUUUCCCCUAAGAUAAUAUCUGAAGAGAUAAGCCUGAAUAACCAGUUGUUGGAUCGGCAGCUUGAACUGUAUUCUGGAAGCGGGCAGGUUUAUGGAUUCAAGGACGCAAAGUUUGACUGGUGCAGAGUGCAGAUACAGGAACAUGGAGAAACAGAGAGUAUUGUUAGAGUGUAUUUGCUAGACCAUGGUAUCUGUAGAGAUAUCAAUCCAAGGUUUCUCAGAGACAUUUCUCCUUCAGUAGCCAACCUACCUUCCCUGGCAAGAGACUGUUCACUUCUCUACAUGGGGCCGAUGAAAGAUGAUGGUUGGAUGAAAAGAGCAAGAGAGUAUCUAAGAGGUUUGGCAUGCGACUCCACUGUAUCCCUGUACAUGAAGACUGUCCCGAAUGUCCAUGGUGUUGAAAACGGGGUUUACCUGUAUAUCAGGAGACCCGGAGUCAAUCAGGUUCAGGAUGUGUCGGAGAUCCUUGACAAGCUUUAAGUAUCCCUGGAGUUUGAAGAAUAAUGGAUCAGAAUAAUGCAAAUAUUAAUUCUCAAAACAAACAACUCCUUCUAUUAAAAUUGUAUAAUUGGCAUAUUGCAAGCUAUUCAACCUUGUUCCAGUUCUGAGUCCUGUCUUUGUAUAUUCAGUUUGGAUUAAUUGUGGUGUCAGGAGGACGUACCUCAAAAUGCCUGAUCGAUUGAUGAAAAAAUGCGCAAUUAAAAUAUUUUUUGUCCUCAAUUCUUUAAACUCUCUCACGUUUCAAUAGUGAUAACUUAACCUGACAUAGCCUGCAGAGCAUGAUACUUUGACUGUAGGUUGAAUGUAAGUAACAAUAAUUAUGAUAAUGGUGGGUGGAAAUCCCAUAUAGCGUGUAAUUCCACUGAGGAAGGGCAAUAUCAUGAUAAUGUUAAUCAUCAUUCUGUGGAAAUCAUUAUGUAUCUCAUGUAUCUGUAUUUUUUUACUUGAUUCAAUCCCACCAAAGUUUAUUUAGUUGUGUUAAUUUUGUAUUCUUGACUAAGACCAUUUUUUAAUUGUAAAUUUUUUAGAUAUGUUUUCCUCAUCUUCUAAAUUUAGUGAUUUUUUCAGAUCAAAUAAAAUGUAUUUUGUUUAAAUGAAUGAGAACUAGAAAACUAUAGAGAAAAGCUUGAAUUAAAGAUAUUGACGAACUGCGGAGAUCGACAUAUCAACUACUGUCUACAGAUCCUACAAUUUAUCUAAUUUUUUAAAUAAAGCUGUUCCGAUGA